Messenger RNA from Drosophila miranda, 2004 nucleotides. It is a transcript of the gene Hsp67Ba, whose product is annotated as heat shock protein 67B1. Bases 155 to 1711 code for a protein of 518 amino acids. The transcript has a single exon. The record is from RefSeq and is a predicted model, not a curated record. Lineage: Eukaryota; Metazoa; Arthropoda; Insecta; Diptera; Drosophilidae. Gene Ontology annotation, molecular function: protein folding chaperone. Gene Ontology annotation, biological process: response to heat; protein refolding.
CCAGUUAGAGGCCAGAACGGAUCGCGCGUGCAGCUCCCCAGACAGGUCCAACUCCAACUCGAAGUCCAAGUCCAAGUCCAAAUCCACAUACAAAUCCAACUGCCAGAGUAUAGCACAGCAGAUUAAAUCCCAGAUACGGAAUCGGUUUCGGAAAAUGUCGCUAAUACCGUUCAUACUCGAUCUGGCCGAGGAGCUGCACGACUUUAACCGCAGCCUGGCCAUGGACAUCGAUGACCUGGGCUUCGGUAUGUAUCCGCUGGAGCACCAAGUCCCGGCACAGGCACAGACGCAGACGCACUCCCACCCGUACGCCCCACAGCUGAGCCGCCCCGCCCUGCGCCUGGGCCUGGGAACCAGCCCCACGACAACCUCUUCGGUGCUGUGGGUGCCCAUCAAGGGCCAACACGCGGCGUCACCAGCACCGCAUCAUCGUCAUCACCCCUACAACCGGGUGGCGGGGGCGAAGACCGUCUGCUGCAAUAAGUCGCUGCUGGAGCUGGAGAAGGAGUUGGGGGAGAAGGGUAGCGGGUCAGGAGUCGGUGCAGGGGCUGGAGCUGGAGGAACCACUCCCACCUCCCCGGCCACGGCCAGCAAGUCCGCCUAUUCCGUGGUGAACCGCAACGGCUUCCAGGUGAGCAUGAACGUGAAGCAGUUCUCCGCCAGGGAGCUGACGGUGCGCACCAUAGACAAUUGCAUCGUGGUUGAGGGCCAGCACGACGAGAAGGAGGACGGUCACGGGGUCAUCUCGCGGCACUUCAUCCGGAAAUACAUGCUGCCCAAGGGCUUCGAUCCGGCCGAGGUCCACUCGACGCUCUCCUCGGACGGCAUUCUCACCGUCAAGGCACCACCGCCCCCUCCGCCCGCCAACAAGGCGGGUGUGGAGCGGCUCGAGCGCAUCGUCGACAUCCAGCAGCUUUUGCAGUCGCAGCUGCAGCCGAAGGAUGCGCAGACGCCGAAACCGGUUCCAACAGAGGCACAUGCACAGGCAGAGGCAGAGCCGAAGAGCGUCGCCGCCCUAACACCAACACCAACAGCAGGAGCAGCAGCAGCAGCAGCAGCAGCAGCAGCCACCCCGGAGAGCAACGGUAAUGGCCAGGCAGAGGCUGUAGCAGCCGCUGCUGACGUCGACGUCGCUGCCGACAUUGCAGUUCCAGCUGAGGCUGCAGCAAAAGCAGUGGACACUACAUCCACCACUUGCACUUCCACUACAACUUCCAAUUCCAAUGCCAAUAAUGGCGUGAAGGUAGAGUCCGAGUCCAUGGAAGUGGCAACUACUGCCGAGGCUUCCACUCCCAAGGAGGACUCUCCUCCCAAUCCGACUGCAGCUGUGGUGAGCAGCUCCGAGGAGGAGGCCAAAACCGAGCCCAAUGCCAACGACGUGGCCGUCAGCUCCAACAAUGGAAGCAGCGGCAACGGCAAUACCGAUGUGGCGCCCGUUGUCGGUGAUGAUGAGGACAUGCCCAUGGCCGCCACGGCCAAAGCGGUAGGGGAAGAGAAGCAGCAGGAGAAGGAGCCCGAGAAGGUGGAGAAGCCGAGCAAGGGGGCUGAGGAGCUGGCUGCCGUCGAUGCUGCCAUACUUCUGGCCAAAAAUCAGCCGGCUGCAGACGGGGGGGAGAACGGUGCAGCCGCAGUGGGCGGGGAAAACGGAGCCUCUGCCGGUGGGGAGAAUGGAGCAGCUGCGGCAAAAACCGAAGAGGUGGCCGCAAAGUGAAGACUGAAAGAAAACGAAAAGAGAAAGAGAAAAAUAAUAUGUAUGUAUGCGUGAGUUUUAUUCGUAAAUGUUUCCUGUGUUCUCUUUUGGCAUUUCGCUAUAAACAGACAGAGAUAGAAGCUAUGUAAGUAUGAUGAAAAAGAGGGAGAUGAUGUCGACUCAAUUACUACGCGAGCGGGAUAGCAGUAUGAUUUCCUAAAAAAUAUGUGACAACAACUACAAGUAUUCCAGUAAAACUUAGAGGAAAAACCACUUAAUGUACUUACAAUAAAAACAAAUUAAGAGAAUUCGAA